GUAUAAUUCAAACAUUUCACACAAAGUAGGAGCCAUUUUCUUCGACAAAGGUUUUUACACGUGCACUUGCAUUUGUACUUGUUUCUACAAAAAUCGGCCAGUUGAUAAUGAUGCUUGCGUGGACCUCACUAUUGCUUUUGAUAGCAUGUACAUGGUAUUCCGAAGCUGCAACAACAAUGAUGCCGAUGAUGACUACUCAUCACGAUAGAUAUGAAUCUGAAUCGUUCUCAUUUCAGUUUGAUGGUGUAACAGGCAUGUUAGCGGUUCGAUCAUUGAACAAAUGUUAUAUCUGGCAAAUUACAAGUACAGAACAUCAACAAAUACACACUGACGAUGGACUUAGAAAUGUCGAGAUACGAGUGUUAAAGGAGAUAGAGAAUGCUUACUUCACUGUUGUACCAAAGGCUAUUUUACAUCCAAGCAUAGUAGGAGCGUGUACCAGACUCGCAAAUCAUUAUUAUCUUGUGCAUUAACAAUGACUGAAAUAGUGGACUAUUAAAUUAAAAAUGUUUCACUCUAUAAAUAGAAUUUCAAUGCAGUUUGUUUGCUUUUAUUGUUUCUUCUUUUAUACCCAGAAUAAAGAAAAGGCACUUAUU
Molecule: messenger RNA, 596 nt
Organism: Mercenaria mercenaria
Lineage: Eukaryota; Metazoa; Mollusca; Bivalvia; Venerida; Veneridae
Exons: 4
Coding region: 108-473 (121 amino acids)
Source: RefSeq, a predicted model, not a curated record